This is a messenger RNA of Purpureocillium takamizusanense, 1548 nucleotides long. Its product is annotated as 3-hydroxyisobutyrate dehydrogenase. Lineage: Eukaryota; Fungi; Ascomycota; Sordariomycetes; Hypocreales; Ophiocordycipitaceae. The transcript has a single exon. The coding region runs from base 418 to 1548 and encodes 376 amino acids. Gene Ontology annotation, molecular function: oxidoreductase activity, acting on the CH-OH group of donors, NAD or NADP as acceptor; NADP binding. The record is from RefSeq and is a predicted model, not a curated record.
CCCUCUGCCAAGCUGUUUAAGCGUAACUUGAAGCAUGGAUGUGGCUGCGGCGGAAAACGGGUCUGCCAGGUCCCUGACAACGUACGGUGGGACCUCUCUUCUCUCUCCACUGCGGCGUCGUGACGCUCCGGUUCAGACGGGUCUACGACUCCACGGUAGUGACUUAGUUUGCGGUGGUGGGCGAGUACGAGGUAAGCGAAGGGGCAGUUUUGCCCCGACUGCUUCUGCUGCUGCUGGUGCCGCCAUCGUGGGCGCCGCCGCCGCCGCCGCCAGAGGACUGGAAGCCAUUGGUAAUACACAGAAUGCGCAAUGAGGGCUACACGAAGAGUAACUCCACGAGGAAGGCUGUCGAUGUGCAUUUGUAAGUGCGGAAAAUGAUGCUGAAACGUACGUCACCUUUGUUUGAGCUGGCUCUUCAUGACCGUCUAUAAAAGAACCGCGUGUAAGUCAAUCAUCGAGACGAGUCCAUCCAGAACAGCAAGCGACAGCGACAGCUACUCUAAGAUCAGCUUCUUCGAGCCCCCAUCAACAAUACAAACCUUCUCCAUUGACAGACAAUACUCUCCUGCACUCAUCAUCAUCAUCAUCAUCAUCAUCAUGUCUCGCAUACUCUCCCUCGGCAUCGGCAACAUGGGCGCCGCCCUCGCCCGCACCCUCCUCGCCUCCAACCCAUCCUCCCCCCUGACCAUCUGGAACCGCACCGCCGACCGGCCCCUCGUCAAGGCCCUCACCGCCGCCGGCGCGCACUUCCAGGGAGACGUCGCCGCGGCUAUUGCCGCCUCCGACAUCAUUCUCAUCUGCGUCCUGGACUACGACACCAUCUACUCCGCGCUCUCCCCCUUGGCAGACUCCUCGUCCGUCCUCGCCGGCAAGACCAUCGUCAACCUCACCAACGGCACCCCGCGGCAGGCCGCCGCCGCGCAGGCCUGGUUCCGCGAGCGCGGCGUCGCGCGCUACUUUGACGGCGCCGUCAUGGUCACCCCGCAGCUCGUCGGCACGCCGCACGCCUUCUUGCUCUUCUCGGGCGAGACCGAGGCCGCCUUCCGGUCGAGGGUCGCGUCGCCGCUCGCGUCCGUCGGCAAGGCGCUGUACACGGGCGAGGACGUGGCCUCGGCGGCGACGGAGGACGUCGCGGCGCUGGCGGCCAUGUACGGCAUGUUCUCGGGCGCCUUUAUCGGCAUGGGCCUCGUCAAGAGGCAGCUUGCCAGGGCGGCGGCGGCGGAUACCAAGAAGGAAGGCAGCAGCGGCAGCGCCGCAAACGUCAAGGUCACGCCCUCGGUGGAGAGCGUCAUGAUCCCGAUGCUGACCGCGCUGGUACCAUACGUCGCGCUCAUCGCCAAGGCGGUCGACGAGGAGGCGUGGGACGACGACAUGGGCAACCCUUUGGGGAUGCAGCUGGCGGGCGUGCGCAACAUCCUGCAGGCGUGCAAGGACGAGGGGGUCAAUGGAGGUGCUCUGGAGACCCUGGCGGGACUGAUGCAAAAGGUUGUGGACGACCGCGGUGGCGCCGGGGGUGUCCCUGAGGUCGCCAGGUUCAUAUUAGAGUAG